AUGAAGGACGAAAAAUUAGUAUGAAAUGAAAACUCAAAUCAGCAUUGGCUGAUUGGUUAUGCUAUCACAAUUAAUUCAGUAAUUGGUGCAGGAUUAUUAAGCAUUCCUUGAGGAUACUAUGAAGCAGGAUGGUCGCUUGGCAUUUUUUCACAAAUUUUAUCAAGUGCAAUUUGUGCUGUGCUAAUUUUUCAGCUGCUUCAAGCAAUAAGUAGAACUGAAGUUUUAUGGAAUAUGAAGGCUAACGGGUACACAAUUAACCCAAUGUCCAUAAGUUCGCUAUUUAGAAAUCAGAGUAGGGAUGAUUAUUUAUUCAAACCAGAAAUGGGGCCAUUCAUUUUAGCCAAAAAUAUUUAUAUAAAAAUAAUGAUUAAUUAAAUAUUUUGUGCAUUAUUUUGCUUAUAACUAAAUGGUGUCUCGAUCUGUGCUGACCUUUGGCUAGCCUUUAGGAAGAUUUUAUUAUAUUCGAAUAGAUUUUCGCACAUUUUAAAAAAAAACUAUCAGCACUCGCUAAGCAAUUUGGUGGUGGUUAGAGGCUAGUCAAAACUUUUAUUACCCCAUGUGAAAGGUGCCACACAUCAGUGCCUAGGACGCUCAGUAGGUAUAUUAGGCAAUUCUCUACUGCGAUACUAGACGUUGCUUCCUGGGCUUGGUGUAUCUAUCUUCUUCGAAAGUUGAUGAGAAGAUUUGAUCUGAAGUCUGAUAUUAGAUUCCCCAUAUUUUGGUGCAUGGCAUAGUAGCCCAAGACUCUCCACUAUUGGCAGCAAGUGCAAUCCUUUGCUUGAAUGGAGCAAGUCCUGUCAAGUUAUGCAAUAGCUUGUAGCCAGUAGGAUGAGCAUAACAAGUAGAGAAUAAGGUUUGGACCCCAACUACAACUUAUCAAUAAUCCUAACUAAUUAGCAUUAUUUUACUUAACUCUUUAUUAUUACUAUUUAUUUAAAAUAGCUUACCAAUAUUUAUAAAAAACGAUUUAAGGACCAGAAAAGAUCGACACAGAAAAUAACUCUUUUAUCGAAGAUAUCGAUAUGGAGCCAAAAUUAAACGAUAGAAAAUUUGAUUUAUGUGAAAUGACUCAAGUUUUACUAGGAAACUUCCAUGCCAAACUAUUUAUGGGAAUUUUACUUGUGCAAUGCAUUGCUAUAUUAACUGGGUAUUGCACUAUCUUUGCUUCAUCAUCAGCAUCAAUUAUUCCAUUAUGGGGAGGCACUUGCAAUAUCUACGAUGACUCAGAUCUGAACGAAUCAUGUAGGUUUAAAUAUUGGGCAUUUUUAGCAAUUUUUGCCUGCUGUGUGAUUUUUUUGACAAUAAUUGGCAUAGUGGAGCAGCUAGCAUUUCAAAUCACUAUGUGUGCUGUGAGAAUAUUAGUCAUCGUGACAAUACACUGCCUUAUUAAUUUUUUUAUAAAAAUAAUUUUUAUAUUAAUUUUUAAUUAAAAAAUAUUUUGAGUGUAGUUGGAACUUCAAUCUAUGCCAUAGCUUCAGAUACAAAACUUGACGACACAGGAAGCAAUGAUGCAGAUCCAGAUAUUGUAAACCCUUGAAGGCUAGGUCUCUGCUUUCCAAUUAUUGUUAUGGCUUUAUUUUUCCAUAAUACAAUACCUACAACUACACAGCAUGUCAGAGAUAAGCCAAAAAGCAUCCCAUUAAUUGCUUGAACUGUUUUGAUAACAACUAGUCUCUUUUAUUUAUCAAUUGGCUUAAUUGUGCCUUUUGCAGCAGAUGAAGUAGAAAAAAUGGUCAGUUUAAAUUGGACAGAUUAUUCUGCAGGCGAAGAUCCUGAUAAGCGAUCAUGGUGGGCUUAUGUUAUGUACUACUUUCAUAUAUAAACCCCCUAUUUAUUUUCUUCCUAUAUUAGAUUUUUAUUUUAAAAUAUUCUGGCUAUUAAUAAAUUAAAAUUUUCCCAGGUAAAUUUCUAUAUCUUAUUUUGUCCUUUUACUACCUGCUUUUGAUGUUAUGUCAAUUUUUCCAAUUAUUGCAAUUAAUUGCUCAGAUAACCUUAUGUCAUUAAAGUAUGGCCAUUUUGGUGAUGAAGAAAUUAGUAAGAAACAUUGAGUUUUGUAUAGAUUGGCUGUUGCAAUUCCACCUAUAUUAAUUGCACUUUUUGUGUAUGAUUUAAGCUAUAUUUCAGAGAUUACUGGAUCAUUAAUGUUUUUAAGCUUAGGGGUAUAUAUUCCACUAUUUUGUUUAGUUACAAAAAGAUUAGUAGAUAGACCGAGCCCAUAUGAUGGCUGGUUCUCUUCUGAUAGAAGUGCAUGGGCGAUGAUUUUGUUUACACUUUAUUUAUUUAUAGCUAUUUGGGUGCUGAUUUUAAUUUAUGUUAUUACGGAAUAG
This is a messenger RNA of Blepharisma stoltei, 2327 nucleotides long. The record is from the annotation of a GenBank genome assembly. Lineage: Eukaryota; Ciliophora; Heterotrichea; Heterotrichida; Blepharismidae.